Messenger RNA from Closterium sp. NIES-65, 1314 nucleotides. The record is from the annotation of a GenBank genome assembly. Lineage: Eukaryota; Viridiplantae; Streptophyta; Zygnematophyceae; Desmidiales; Closteriaceae.
AUGGACGCUACUGCAUCGACGUACCCGCCCCCGCCACCUUACUACAAGCUCUACGCUGCUUACGACCCCCACACGCGCACGGGCGGCCCGCCCCCGCCUCCCGCCAUCACCGGCGAAUACGUGUCCUUCGGAGCCCCGUACAACCUGAUCUCUCGCCCCCUGCUCCCCUCCCCCCUGCUCCCCUCCCCCCCUGCUCCCCUCCUCCCUGCUCCCCUCCCCCCUGCUCCCUUGCCCCCUGCUCCCUUGCCCCCUGCUCCCCUCCCCCCCUGCUCUCUUGCCGCCUGCUCUCCUGCCGCCUGCUCUCUUGCCGCCUGCUCUCUUACCCCCUGCUCUCUUGCCGCCUGCUCUCUUGCCGCCUGCUCUCUUGCCGCCUGCUCUCUUGCCGCCUGCUCUCUCGCUGCCUGCUCUCUCACCCCCUGCUCCCGGGGCGGGCAAUGCAAUGCAGACGGAGGAUCGGCUGCCGAGCCUGGAGGAGCAGGGCGUGCGGCAGCUGUUCCCCUCCACCAAGAAUAUCAAGCGAUGCGCACAGCACUGGUGGAAUCCAGGGGUCUGGUAGAGCUGGAGCUGGCAUGUGCUGGGGGAAAUGCUGGGGGGAAUGCUGUAUGCAUGGCAGUCAUCCCUUGCGGCUGUGUCCCUCACACGUGGGGCAGGCAUGCAGGAGGGGCUGAACUGAAGCAGUGGAGCGGGCGGUGCCUAAAGAAUCGCAUGCAGCUGCGGCUGAAGCAGUGGAGCUGGCGGGCGGGUGGGUGUGCCUGUGGCGCUGGCAUUCACAUCCCAACGCCCUUCUCUUGGCACCCUCUCACCAACCCCCCAGUCGCGCGUGCAGAGCUCAAGGCGCUGGGGCGGUGGAGCGACUGCCAUGCCUCUAUGCCCUUCUCCUCCUCGCAUCCACUCACCAUCCCGCCCCCGCUCCCCGCAGUCCCUAUCCCUUCCGCCCACCAGACGUGCUGGUGGAGCGACAUUCAUGCCCAGGCCUCUCCUCCCGUGCCUUGUCGUGUCCCCACAGAUACACGUGCAGAGCUCAAGGCGUUGGGGCGCGAGCUGGGGCUGUUUGGCGUUGGAGCUGGCAGGCAGGCGUGCUGUCACACGUGCAGAGCCGAAAGCGCUGGUGCUGGAGCUGGCACUCGUGCUGGUGGUGCAACUGCCAUGCACAGGCCUCUCCUCCUCCCCUGCCUCGUCGUGUCCCACCAGACACACGUGCAACGUCAAAAUCACUGGGAGGGACCAGACACGCGUGCAGAGCUGAAGGCACUAUGGCCGUGCGCUGGGCCUGCUGGUGCUGGAGCUGGUGGACGUGCGGGCGGAGGGGACUAA